Messenger RNA from Cryptotermes secundus, 3326 nucleotides. Its product is annotated as vesicle-fusing ATPase 1. Gene Ontology annotation, molecular function: ATP hydrolysis activity; ATP binding. NCBI's taxonomy places the organism in Eukaryota, Metazoa, Arthropoda, Insecta, Blattodea, Kalotermitidae. The coding region runs from base 93 to 2342 and encodes 749 amino acids. The record is from RefSeq and is a predicted model, not a curated record. Gene Ontology annotation, biological process: Golgi to plasma membrane protein transport; intra-Golgi vesicle-mediated transport; SNARE complex disassembly. The transcript is spliced from 14 exons. Gene Ontology annotation, cellular component: Golgi stack.
GUAGUCGAAGCAAAUUGGGUUCGGUUGUUAUCGAUCGGGCUGCAUUGCGGCUUUCGAGAGGGUAGUAGUAAUAUCGUGUUGGUAACAAAGAUAUGUCAGGAAUGCGUAUGAAAGCAUCCCGUUGCCCUACAGAUGAGCUGUCACUCACAAACUGUGCUGUCGUCAAUAAAGAUGACUUUCCGGAUGACGUGAAACACAUUGAAGUGAGUACAGGGGCGUCACAGCAUUAUGUCUUUACUGUUCGAUUUCAUCCUGAUGUGCCACGAGGUACUGUGGGCUUCAGCUUACCGCAGAGAAAAUGGGCAACACUUUCCCUCAGUCAAGAUAUUGAAGUAAAGCCUCACCACUUUGAUCCAACUUCCAGUUCAGAAUGUCUGUGUACAAUUGUGUUGGAAGCAGAUUUCUUGCAGAAGAAAACCACUACCUUAGAGCCUUACGAUACAGAUCAGAUGGCAAAAGAAUUCCUCCUACAGUUCUCAGGUCAGGCUUUUACAGUUGGCCAGCAGCUGGCAUUCAGCUUCCUUGACAAGAAGUUGCUGGGUUUGGUUGUUAAGAGCCUCGAAGCUGCUGAUCUGAAUGCCAUCAAAGCUGGUCAAGAUGCAAAACCGAAGAAAACUAAAAUGGGACGUUGCCUGGGAGAUACCAUAGUGCAAUUUGAAAAAGCUGAAAACUCGUCAUUAAAUCUUGUGGGGAAAUCAAAAGGAAAAGUAUCUCGACAGUCCGUUAUCAAUCCAGACUGGGACUUUCAGAAAAUGGGAAUUGGUGGUUUGGACAACGAAUUCAGUGCAAUCUUUAGGCGAGCCUUUGCGUCACGUGUUUUCCCUCCUGAAGUUGUUGAGCAGUUAGGUUGCAAGCAUGUGAAAGGAAUCCUGUUAUAUGGGCCACCGGGGACGGGGAAGACUCUAAUGGCUCAUCAGAUUGGAACCAUGUUGAAUGCUCGUGAACCAAAAAUAGUUAAUGGCCCACAGAUUUUGGACAAGUAUGUUGGUGAAUCUGAGGCUAAUAUUCGUCACCUAUUUGCAGAGGCAGAAGAAGAGGAAAAAAGGCUGGGCCCCAACAGUGGCCUUCAUAUCAUUAUAUUUGAUGAAAUUGAUGCAAUAUGUAAAUCACGAGGCUCAGUGGCUGGUAAUACAGGAGUACAUGACACAGUUGUAAAUCAACUGCUUGCCAAAAUAGAUGGUGUUGAACAACUCAACAACAUUCUAGUCAUUGGAAUGACUAACCGUAGAGACAUGAUUGAUGAAGCCUUGCUUCGACCAGGAAGAUUAGAGGUACAAAUGGAAAUUGGAUUACCAAAUGAAAAUGGACGAUUCCAGAUUCUUACUAUACAUACAAGUAGGAUGAAGGAAUAUAAGAAAAUCAGUCCAGAUGUUGACAUCAAGGAAUUGGCAGUACUAACGAAGAACUUCAGUGGAGCCGAGUUGGAAGGUUUGGUUCGUGCUGCGCAGUCCACAGCAAUGAACCGUCUCAUUAAAGCUGCCAACAAAGUGGAAGUUGAUCCUGAAGCUAUGGAAAAGUUGUUGGUGGAUCGUUCAGAUUUUGUUCAUGCUCUUCAAUAUGAUAUUAAACCUGCCUUUGGAACAAGUGCUGAGGUACUGGAUCAUUUCCUUACUCGUGGUAUCAUUAACUGGGGUACCCCUGUAACCAGUAUCUUACAGGAUGGAAUGUUGUUCAUACAGCAGGCUAGCUCUAUGGAUACAUCAGGUUUGGUUUCUGUUCUGCUUGAAGGCCCACCAAAUUCUGGAAAGACAGCUCUUGCUGCACAACUUGCAAAGAACUCUGACUUUCCUUUUGUGAAAGUUUGCUCGCCAGAAGAAAUGGUUGGCUUCACUGAAAGUGCCAAAUGUUUACACAUUAGAAAGGUGUUUGAUGAUGCCUAUCGCUCACAGUUAAGCUGUAUAUUGGUGGAUAACAUUGAACGUCUCCUUGAUUAUGGUCCAAUUGGACCACGUUAUUCUAACCUUACACUACAGGCACUCCUCGUCCUUUUGAAAAAGGAACCUCCAAGAGGACGAAAACUUUUGAUUCUCUGUACAAGCAGCAGGAGGCAAGUAUUAGAAGAUAUGGAAAUGCUCUCAGCAUUCACAGCUGUUCUUCACGUUCCAAAUAUUUCAGAGCCAGAACAUUUAUUGGCUGUUCUUGAAGAGUCAGAUGUUUUCUCUAAGAAGGAUUUAUCAUCAAUAUCUCGCAAGAUACAUGGUCACAGGGUGUUCAUUGGCAUGAAGAAACUGCUGGCUUUGACUGACAUGGCUCGCCAGAUAGAGGCUCACAAUCGAGUUGUGAAAUUCCUUACUAAACUUGAAGAGGAAGGAGGAAUAGACACGGGUACAUCUAUACAAUAAAAUCACAUUUUGUGGAUGAGGCAAGUGUCACAUUAGAACGUUUUUGUGUGAAGUUUUCUUCUCAAUAUCCAUCAUGAGGGAGAUGGAAUUGCUAGCAAUAUCAUCCUUUAUUUCAGAAUUGGAAUCAUACAGGCUAUAAGUAUUACUUAAUUAUUCCAGUUAUGUACCUGAAAAGAGAAUAAUUUAUAAUUCAUUGAACUACAUAAAUGUGUUUUUGUUUAUUUAUUGUUCUUAAAUCCUGUUGUAUUAUAGUCAAGUUACUCUUAGAAAUCCUGACUAGUAGUUUUGAAGUUGAAGAAAUUCCAUUCAUUAGAUUUUGAUGUGUAAUUUCCUGCUUCCCUUCUGUUGAGGGAUAUAUUUUAAGUAACACCAGUAUAAAACUUUGAAUUUGUUUGGUUUGAUUGUAAGCUAAGAUAACAUACAGAUACUGCAAGAGCACAUAAUCAGUCUUAAUAUUUUUGGUGUAUUGGCAAAUUAUAUUCCAUGAAUAGUUUGUUUCCUUACAGAUGUAUCCUAGAAUAGAAACAGUGUUUUGUGAUAAUUGUCCCUAUUUAGACCUUUAGACUUGAAAUACAUAAAUUCUACACCACUUUUGCUGUGUCAUUACCGAGAUAAAUAUGUUAAUAAUGUAGAAUUUGUGAUGGGGAUACUGUGGAGAAUAUUCGUUGUUGAAAUUAAUUUGCCAAAUUCUGCAGUAUGCAAAUGUGAGAACCAUAAAUGUAAGUUCAAGUUUUUCAUUAUGUGGAAAUUGUUAUGCAAUAUCUGGAGCUUUUAUCACUGUAACUGUUAGAAAAAGAGUGCACUGUUGUACUUCAUGUAACCACCAUCAUAUAUAGAUAGUGUUAUAACUGUUGAAGAUUAUAUGUUGGAUGAUAUUACAUUCCUCAAUUUGUGGCUGACCUAAACUCUAACAGUCUUUAUAAAUUAUAAAUUUCAUCUUAAGAGCUAAGAUAUGUUUUAAGUUGAAUAAAUCUUUUAACUUCA